Molecule: messenger RNA, 984 nt
Organism: Prorocentrum cordatum
Lineage: Eukaryota; Dinophyceae; Prorocentrales; Prorocentraceae
Source: the annotation of a GenBank genome assembly
CUGGUGAACGAGCGCAGGUCCGAGCCAGAGUUGGUCCUGCAGCGCGUGCCCGACGCGAUCAUGGUGAAAAUCCCAGGAAGCACGGCGCCCCGUUUUGGCAAUCAGCCCGCUGGUGUCUUCCCGGUGGAGCGGAAGAAAGUGUCCUGGGAUCGCAGCCCCGGUUUCAAAGCCAUGGUGAAGCGCGCGGGCUUCCCGUUGGUCCCACAGUUUGCCGCCGCGGCCCACUUCGUCACCACCGCCAUUCUGCCACAGGCCAUCAUCGACCUCCUGGACGCGCGCGCGACGCCCCGUGCGUCCAUGGUGCCCACGGGCUACGCAGCCGUCAGCCGCGCCUGGAGAGUUGGCGACCUGAUCAUCACCCAGUUUUUUCCCCAUGCUGUUCCGCCAGGUGCGCCAGACGGGCCCGCUGCUCGCUCGCGCAUUCCCACGCAGCCUGGGGAGAUGACGGCGGAGCAGACGAGAGCCGGCUGGGCCAAGGCAGAGAAGGAAGCGGCUUCCAGGUCGCCCAAGGAAUUGGCGGUCGCCUCUUUCUGGCGCGGCGACUGCCACCAACGGAAGGAAGCGGGCGACUUCCCAGGAGGUGGCAUGAGCACGAGCGAUUAUGUGGAGCACGCCGUGGCGCGGGGCGGCGUCCCCGAGCGCUGCGAGCGCGGGCAGCGGACGUCGCUGGCGCGCUUCAGAUUCGGAGAAGUGAACGUUCUGAAUGCGCGGGGAGACCUCGACCGCGCCGUCUGCAUCGGCUGCGCCCCAGGUCGGCCCCGCUUCAAAGCGCAGUUGGAAGUCCGUCUGUUCAGGCGCGCGCAGUGCGCGGCCCAGAAGCUGAAGGAGGAGUUCGACGAGACUUUCCUCAAACAGCACCGCAGCGCGAAUGACAUGAUCUGCGCGGCCUGUGUGGAUGCGAAAAUGAGACCCCUGCGCCGGGGAAAAGAUGGGCGUUGCGGGGCGAGGCCGCCAGGGCGCUCGCAGAACGGGCGCGAGCACUAG